Nilaparvata lugens (brown planthopper) is the source of this 813-nucleotide messenger RNA. Its product is annotated as adrenodoxin-like protein 2, mitochondrial. The record is from RefSeq and is a predicted model, not a curated record. Gene Ontology annotation, biological process: positive regulation of oxidoreductase activity; P450-containing electron transport chain. NCBI's taxonomy places the organism in Eukaryota, Metazoa, Arthropoda, Insecta, Hemiptera, Delphacidae. Gene Ontology annotation, cellular component: mitochondrion. Gene Ontology annotation, molecular function: 2 iron, 2 sulfur cluster binding. Bases 229 to 783 code for a protein of 184 amino acids. The transcript is spliced from 4 exons.
UUUUGAGGACGCUGAUUUCGCAGUUGCACGUUUGAAUUAGGACAGGCAUGAGGACACGAGAUUUCUACGUAGUGUAUUGGUUUGCUUUCACUAUUUGAACUCAUUUUAGAAUUUUGCUAAUUAUUACAGUGCCUUUCUCUUGAUUCUUCGUAUUCUGUAUCAUUCUGCUUAAAUACAAAGAUAAUAUUAUAUUUCUGUUGAAUUGAAAUUAUCUAUAAUUUAUUAGAAAUGACUUCUGUAGGUUAUUUGUCUAGCCGUAUUCUAGCACAUCUCUCCACUUGUAGGAAUGUCAAAAACGUUUGUAAAAAUGUUUAUAUCUGCAAAGGAAUAUUGUCUGAUAGUCAAUCACAUUUCCUAAGUUCUAUUGGCCCAGGAAAAUGUUCUUUUAUGACUACAACCAAACCUUUGUGCAGUUCCAAAAAUUCAACUGAAGAAACUUUUGAAGUUACAUUCAUAAGACCGAAUGGGGAGAAGGUAGUUGGAAAAGGAAAGGCAGGAGACACUCUAUUAGAUGUGGUGAACAACAAUGGUCUAGAUUUGGAUGGAUAUGGCAAAUGCGACGGAAUGAUCACGUGCGGGACUUGUCACGUGUUGUUCCCUGAUAGGCAAGUGUUCAACGCGGCUGAGCCGAUGACUUGUUUUGAGAACUGGCUCUUCUUAGAGCAGAGUCUCGCCCCGUUCACCGAUUUGUCACGCCUCGGAUGUCAAGUUAAGCUGAGUAAGGAACUGGGCAAUUUUGAAGUGAAGCUUCCCAAUUUCACCAAAGACCAACGCGAGUCCUAACGAGUUUAUAGGUAGCUGUAUAUUGUUGAA